Messenger RNA from Diaporthe batatas, 6179 nucleotides. RefSeq lists its product as uncharacterized. The record is from RefSeq and is a predicted model, not a curated record. Bases 1440 to 3197 code for a protein of 585 amino acids. Lineage: Eukaryota; Fungi; Ascomycota; Sordariomycetes; Diaporthales; Diaporthaceae. The transcript has a single exon.
CUCUAUCAAAGCUGGCGGCCACAUGUACUCUGGAUGUAUGGAGAUUAGAAGAAAAACGAAUCAUAGCCCUACAAGACUGCCUUCUAGUAGUCUCGCCGUACAACUAUAUCACCGUUUAUUAACCCUUAGGCUAGCUACUUAACUAACGAUUCUAGUUAAUAGUUUUCUUGAAAGAGACGCUUCCUAGCCUUAAUUAUACGUGAGAAGGCUAAGUUCACGUACAACUAUCAUUUCUUUUACUACUCUCAUCAACUAGUUUCGUUCUUAAUCUGUGUACAUCCCGAAGGCGUACGGCCCCUUCAUACGGUGGUAAACUUCCCCAAGGAACACAGCAGUAAGAGGCAAAGAGAAUGGAGACUAAACGGAAAGCAAGAAAGACCGAAAAAAAAAAGAUUCCUGAAGUUUUAUGAUCGAGGGCCCACAGAAGUUCGAUCCCCGCCCUCCCAGACCGCCGUCUCGGGUCCGACAUUUUUGGCUGCAGCCUGCCGUGAUAUCCACUUGUCCUCCCGGGCUUCCCUCGAAGGAAUGCAUCCCUUGGGGCCCCGCAAGGGGACCGGGUGCCCCGGGACCGCGAAGGAAGCAGAGAAAAGAAAACUUUGGUGCCCAAAACCCGACGAGAAAGCGGUGUCGGCGAUGAGAUAAUCGGCGACGGCAUGGGCUGCAACAGGGGAGGGGGGAAAUCGUGUGAGCACUAGCAGCCGAGCCACCACCCCAAUGUGUCAUAUGGACAGGACAGGACAGCCCGCCAGGUGAAUCGUUACCUAGCCCUUCUGGUCUUGGGGAGCCACUGCGCCUACGCUUUUGUAGCCUGCAGGAGGAUCCGGUCUCCUGAGUGGACCGCGCGCUGCGAGACAAGCGCAGUGCAGCCCCGAUAUUGAUUGCUUGCUCGGUGGUGGAGGUGGUGGUGGUGGUGUUCCAGGGUUGUUCUUUGCGCGCGUUUCUCUCCCUCCCUUGCCUCGCUUGUUUGCUUGCCAGCUUGCUUGCGUGCUGACCUGCAGGACGUGCCGGGCUGGUCUGCGCCGACUUUUCUCCAUCCGUUUCUGCUGCUGGCUUUGCAUGCCAAGCGACCAAUAACAUGUCCGCCUGCCCGCGUGCAUGGCCGCAAUAUACGGCCUGCCUACGUCCUGCGGCAGAAGCCCCUCCAUGCAAGCCCGCACACCAAAGGAGAAAUGAUUCGCCCUUGUUUUCCUUGGCAUCAAAAAGGUCGGCUUGUGAGAGGGCGUGGGCUUCCUCGGGCUGGGCCAAGCGACGAGUAUCGAAAGACAGAUGACAGAUUAGAAAAAAAGUCGGCAUCCGGGCCUUGAAGUCUCACCACCGACGGGGGAAAUGUCUCAAUAAGCGACACGUGCCCCGCUCCGUGCUGACUGUUUCCCUCUUGUCACAUCGGUGGCGACAAGAGAGAGCUGAAAAGAUCAGACAUUCUUCUUGCGUUUCAAAGGAUGGGCGAGGGAGAUUGUUGGAAUUGCAUUGUAAAGGGCACGCUUGAGAGAGUCUACCCCAAGAUGCUGGGGAGGGCCAGCACAUUUCCGCCCUCAAGCGACCGCCAGCCGCAAUCCCCCCGUGCCUCCUCCGAGCAUGAGGCCAGAUCCGAGCCCCGAACCUCAAUCUCUGAUGAGGCACAGGCCUGUUUCAACCUCUUGUUGAUCCUGCGGAAUGAUACCCAAUAUCUCAUUUCAUUAAGAAACGAUAACCUUCAGGCUUUCGAGGAGACCGAUGCCCGGCCGCUCCUGAGCCGCAUUAAUGGUGCAAUCACGGCCGCGACGCGCAGCAUUUACGAGCUGGGCCCAUUCCUGGAACGACAUCGGUGGCCGCCCUCCGAGCCGCCCCGGGCAUCAAUAAUACGAUUGAAAAACCUGAGGAAAAGGAGCAGGAGCCUUUGCUCGUCAGCGUCAGGAUUACCCGCGGCCGCGAGACCGUGGCUGUCUCCCGAUGAGUUGUUUUCCUGGACGGUGGCCCUGACCGCACAGCACAGUGCCGUGCUGGCUGCGCUCGACCAGCUGGAGAUAUUCCUCGUUUGCGGUUCAACAGACAUCACCGAAGACGAUAGGAGGAGACAUGAUGCAACGGGCUCGUGGUGGCAACAGCAGCAUAGCGAGUUCGAGAACGUCACGCUGAUACAAUCAAUGCUGCAGAGACCGAGAAGGACUUUGCAAGCCGUGCCCUGCACGUAUUUGACGACGCCCGCUGGUGACACAGUCGAGAGCGCACAGAUUGGCGUUGCCCUCACAUCAUCAUCACCAACUGGAGCUGUGCUGUUGCCAUUUUUCAACGAUCAUGACGAUGGGAAGUCGGAAACACUUACAUUCUACGAGCAAUCCGUUGGAUCAUGGCCUGGGGAGAUGAUGAAUGGGGGUCUAAGCGCUCGUCCAAGGGAUCUCGACGAAGGCUCCCCUGCUCAUCACUCUAACCUGACGUAUAGGCCUUCGGAUCUGCGUACCAUGGCGUCUGGGCCAUCAUCCUACCCGCAACCGGACCAACCCGCAGCAGUGCAGACAGAGCGAUAUGCAGAACUACUGUACCACUGCGCUCCAGGGCAGACAAGAGAUGUGCAGAAUGCUGCCCAUGGAAGCGAUGAUCAGGAUCGGCGGGCGAGAGGCCCGCCAGAGCUCCCGCUUUCUCGGUUCAACAGUAGUUCUCGACGACCGAGGAUCACGACGACCCCUUUACCUCCGCUCGUUGGCCUUCAGGCGUUGAUUCCCGAGAUCUCGCAACGAGCGCGGUCGACGACGCUUGACCCAACCACGUCUGCACAUGCCGUAUCGCCACUAUCGCCGUCGUCGCCCUUGCUCUCGCCGCCAGGCCUCAGCCGACGUUCGAGCCAGGUGAGCCUGCCUAGCCCGAUGCAGGCAUCGCCUACCGUGGACACCCCGUUCACGCCGCUGAACCAGCAAGUCGCGAGCAUGUUCGAGCAGAAGACCUUGCCCAGCAAGACCAUCCAGCCGGUCAUUCACGAGCUCGAUAACAUGAUAUCAUCGCCCGUGUACUCCGUGCAACCCGUGUUCGAGCUGGAGGUCUCCCCGGUGGGAAACAGCCAAUACCAACGGUCGGCAUCGCCAGAAGAGGAGGAGAAGCAUUGGCCGUAUCUAGCAUACAUGGCGCGAAAGCAGGCUGUGACGAAGUCAAGGUGGUCGGUCCGGCGCUCGAGGUCGACCAAAUCCAAGUCGUCGAAGGCGUCGAAGGCAGGUAGUGAUAGCUAGGCGGCUAAACGCCUACCUACUCAAGUAGGCACACAUGUAGCGAGAGGUAGUGGACGACAAUGUUUGGUUUACCGUGGGUGGGUCGACAGCGCAGAACGGGCCUGACCCACCCGGCCAAGCAACCCUGCCCUUGGUUUAUCUAGCCCACCAAAAUCUGAGAAAAUAUCAACAGGUCCUCACACCGUAGUCGGAUAUGGUGUAAUGGUUAACAUCGGUGACUCUCACUCACCAGCUCGGGGUUCGAUUCCCCGUAUCCGAGGAUGUUUCUUUUGCUCUCUUUUUGCUUCGAUAACUGCUGCCGACUUGUGUUUCACGGCCUCUGUGAACAGCAGCUUCCCCUCCAGCCAUGGACCAGCCCGUCGUGCGCGGUCAAUUGACUCCAGGGCUGCCGAUAUCUUCCAGGCGUCAACAGUGAGCUGCCACAUCUUGCCGUGUUCCGGGCGGAUCGGGUGCUGGAUUGAUUUCCCAGUGUAUUCAUGCAGUGUAGACAUUCUCUAGCGACGGGUGAAUCAAACGCUGGCCUCGGCGCUAGGCAGAGUCAAGAGUGUGUAGCAUGACCGAUUCCUCAACGAUUUUUCGUAAAGCGAGUCGCGAUCGCAACGGUACGAAGUAGAGCAUGCUGCUUUUCGUCCCCGCUCGCCCGGGCUGACUCGUGAGUACCGCUCGGAAUAGAAGUCCGCUCAGACGCAAAGCCAUAGUAGGAGACCACCACGACGGCGCGUUGGCGUCUCCGAAGGCGGGACGUUUCUCGGGCGGGGGCUAGUGGUGGUGGUGGUGGUGGUGGUAGUGGUGAAGAGAGCUUGCACAGGACUGACAGGGAGAAUGUCAAUAGAACAAUGCACGGAAGGAUCCAGAACGCAUCGUGAAACCCGUAGUAAGCAGACCAAGCAUGCAGAGACCGGGCGUGCUUCUUCAGCUCCUGCAGCCUGAGAUGACUAGCCCACAAAGGCGACUGCAACUGUCCACUACACGAAGUCUGACCUGGUGGGCGUCCGGAGGUGACCGACGGGCGAGCACUUGAACGGCGCCAUUUGGGGGCCGUUGCGAGUAUUCGCGAACAGACUUUGCGCGGUCUAGUGUGUCUGAGUGAUGCAGUCCACGAGUACACGUUGUGUGUAUGUCUGCGUGUGUGUGGGUUGUGUUGUGCAUGUUCUCAUACUUGCAUCCAGCACGCCCCCGAACGCGAGCAUGGCGUUAGGUAACGGAUAACACCGUACCCAAUACUGGGAGCGGACUAUCGGCUUGGCGCUCUGAGGCUCCUAGAUGGCCUGAGAGCAGGAGGGGUCCGGCGACGAUCGUUGGGGCCCGGCGCUCAAUGGUAAUGGAACCUACUAUCCCAAAAUGCUUAAUUGGUUUCCCCCAGGCCAGUCAGAGCUUGUACUCUGCAGCGGGAGAAGUGUCGGGUGUUCACAGCGGGCCGCAUUGCUGCAAUGCGACACACCGCAUGCACUGCGGUUCCUCUGCGGGAGGCGAAUCCUCGGACCACAAAAUCGAACUGAUCUACUAUUAUACUACAGGGGACAGAUGCCCUUUCUGUUGCCGUGUCUCCGGGGGCAGAAUUGCUGCGAGAGGAGGCUGGCGGUGAGAUGGCAUCUGGUAUCUUUGCUCAAUUCGAGCUCUCGAGUAUUCAUGAAAAACUGACGGAAGAGGUCAGCCAAUUGAUGAAGGCGUUGGUGGAUGCAUAAUGUCUGGACCUGACCUGCCAAAAGAAGCAGGAAUUCAAGUUGGUGGUUGACUCCAUCGCAUGACAUUGGGUGACGUGCUGCUUUGCGUGCCAAGGACUGCCAUCGAAGUGCGCCAGAGACACUGACGAAAGGGAACCCCAGGGUCCUUUGGGGGAAACCUGGCUGGCUGGGCUGGGCCGUGGUAUCGUGCGCGGUGUCUUUUCAGGGUUGCCUCCAGGCACGCCGUAGAUCACGGACCGGUAUGAUGGGUCCCUGGCAAGCCUAGGCUGCCUCGGAUGCGAGCAAGGGCGUCGGGAGUGGACAAUUGCUGCAAGGCACAGCUGAGCCCCAGCAGUCCUGGAGAUCGUGAUGGUGAUCGCAUGCCCCCAGGGCUCUGGGGCCCGGGGGAUCCACGUCUGCCAAAAAUAGGAACAUACGAGGGACAUGACGGAGAAAAGACGAUGCAAGCCGAGAUACAGUGGUAUUCAAGACCGGGAGGCCUGAUGAUCGCGUUGGCAGUUGCUGAAAGGGGCCCCACAAUGGCCGGUGGCUCUGUUUUUUUCCUUCAACGCGAGUGGCAGCGAUUAAUUCACGCGUAGGCGGGCGUUGCUCAGGAACAGAACAGGUAAAAGGGCUCAUCGACAGGGGUUAAAGGGGCUGAGGCGGGCCGGGAUUGACGGAGCAAAUUCUGAUUGCCGAUGACGGUGCCGAAAUGCCAUGCUGCCAGGCUGGCUGUUUGUUGCUGCUAUAUUGACAAUUGGAAGCAGCGAUCGACAGGGGACGUAUGCCUGUUUCCAUAGUCUCAGAGCCCAAAGAGGAGGGAGCGACAAAGCCAAUGUGCCAAUGUGCCAGGUGCCAGGUGCCAGGUGCCAGCUGUCUGGGUAGGAACAGACAGAAGAAAAAAGAUAAAAAGAGAGAGAGAAUACGAGCAGGGAAGACCGUGUCUCUCGGCAUGACGGAUGACGGGCGGGCACCAGGAACACGCGCUCAAGUUCCGAGGGAGGGCGGCAGGGCGGCAGGGCGGCCGCGAAGACGACAAGAAAUGCAUGGCUGUUGCUGUUACGCUGUUACGGCCUUGUUCCGGUGUCGUCCCAAGACCCCAAGCCUCGCCACGAAAUUGAAGUUGUAUGGUACCCCAUAGUUAUUGUCAUGUAUGGCAUGAUUGCAUGCACACGCAAUCCCUGGAGCGAGCUGCUCCGUUGGAGAAAGGCAGUCCGGGCAGGUUGGAGUGGGUGACAAGGUGGGUGACAAGGUGGGUAGCAGGAAGGAACCUUGCUUCCCUCCCUGCCUCCUCGGGUGCCCACUGCCCAGGCCCCAG